UAGCUUGUAAAACCUAGACUGAAUCCAAUCUCCUUGAUUAAUGCAACAUCUAUUUCACCAGCAUUUCCUUGAAUAAAAUAUAUUAGGUUUAAGCUUUCUUUUUGCUGCUUUGAUCCCUCUAGCAUGUUUGGACAUCUCUGUGUGUGUGUGUGUGUGUAUGAGAGAGAGUGUGAUAUAGUUAAUGAGGAAGUUUUUCAAACUGUUUGAUGAUUGAUUUUUUCUGGGAAUAUACAUUCGAACUCGCGCGGCGGCCUAGAAAGUUGAAACUAAUAUUCCCAAUCAUUGGCCUAACUGCCACUCAUCCUUCUUCUUCAAAUUUCUUUCUUACCUUGAAGACACAAAUUCUAGAGUACUAGACAACUAGAGAGAGGAAUUCAACGGGAUCAUAUUCAUUCGUUUUUCCGUAUAUAUGUUUCCUUGACAUAUUGUCCAGUGUGAGAGAAAGGACCAGUUUUUUUUUUUUUUUUUUUAUAUAUAUACUUUUAUUCAGUUAGUUGUAGCCUGCAGCCAGGACUCGCUCUUCUGUUCUUUCUCUGAACCUAUCGAAGUGAUAAAAUUUGAAAAGAAGUCAGAAUGCUGCCAAGUUUAUUCCAGACAAAAAAGACAUAUGUUCUUUCACUCUUAAACCAUUCCAAAUCAUCAUCAUCAUCAUCAUCAUCUUAGAUUAUUUCUUGCAUCGAUGUUCGUGCCCCCUUCUUUUUUUUUCCCCUUAAAAUUUAUCUUUUCUUUCCUUCAAGCAGGCUCUGAUCCAAGGAAACCGUGCACUUCCUCCUCUUUUUGGUUUUAGGCCCCCCUAAACUUUUUCCGAAACCUUUCAAAAUCAACUUGGCGCGUGCUUAAUUUUAUACUCUUCGACUUUCAUGACAUCAUCUUCACCCUUUGGUCUUUAACAUUCUUUGAAUGAUAUAUAUCCAUCUAAAAAAAUAAAUAAAUAAAAUCAAUCUUUAACUAGUUGUAGGAAUGUUAGUUUAUCCCCGUUGAUUUCUGGGGAAUCGCGUACACAUAGUAUAUAGUUAUAAAUGAAAAUUAGGGUGAUAGAAAUCUUGAUGAUGAAGGCCCCUCAGCUUCUUGAUUUCAUCAUUUCACCAUUCUCCACCACAAGACAACAUCAUUAGUGCAGACCUUUUCACAAUUUUACUUGUCCGCUUCUACAUUAGUACCUUCCAAUUCUUGUAAAUCAUGGCCAUUAAUUAGCUUUAAUUGAUCCCAGCCCCCCACCCCCCUGAAUUCAUUCCUUAUAGACGUAAUUAACAUUUAACAAGCUCUCAUCAUUUUCCUUUUUCCUAUCUCAUCAAUCUUAAUCCACUAUAAUUACAUCAAUUUCCAUAUGCAAGUACUGUUUUAAAAGUUUUAGAAAAUAAAAAAAGAAGCUUUUAUGAGUGACAAAGUCCUGUAACCUUCUCGAAUUGAAAUGUUUUUGAUUGUUGCUUACCACCAUAUAUGCAUGGUCUUGAUGAUUAUUUCUCAUCUCUCUUGUCUCACACUUGUCAUGUCUUGAUUUGAGAGCUUCAAUUACUAUUAGCCUGUCCCUCUCAUAUUUCUAUAUGGUACUUUGCUCCUGUGUGUGUGCACAUUCUACAACAAAGAAAAGAGCAUCAGCUGAGAGACCAUGAUGGAUACAGCAGAAUCAUGUGUUCCUCCAGGAUUUCGAUUUCAUCCAACGGACGAAGAGCUUGUAGGGUACUACCUAAGGAAGAAGGUUGCAUCACAGAAGAUUGAUCUUGAUGUUAUUAGAGACAUUGAUUUAUACAGGAUUGAACCAUGGGAUCUACAAGAUAAAUGCCGGAUCGGGUAUGAAGAACAGAAUGAAUGGUAUUUUUUCAGUCAUAAAGAUAAGAAGUAUCCAACCGGGACAAGGACAAAUAGAGCAACCAUAGCCGGGUUCUGGAAAGCAACCGGUCGAGACAAGUCGGUUUACGACAAAGCAAAACUCAUUGGGAUGAGGAAAACUCUGGUUUUCUACAAAGGAAGGGCACCAAAUGGCCAAAAAACUGACUGGAUCAUGCAUGAAUACCGUCUGGAAUCCGAAGAAAAUGGCCCUCCUCAGGAAGAAGGAUGGGUGGUUUGUCGAGCAUUUAAGAAAAGAACAACAGGGCAAAGUACAAAAAGCGUGGAGACUUGGGACUCAAGCUACUUCUACGAUGAACCAAGUGGAAUCAGCUCCGUUGUGGAUCCUCUCGAUUACAUUACGAAACAGCCUUGUUCAAACUAUUUGUCCCACCAGAAUUUCAUCUGCAAGCAGGAGUUUGAUCAUCAACAACAACAACAAGCAGCAGAUCACAACAACUUCAGUUGUUUCAUCAAUUCUGAUCCCUUUGGACAGCUUCCCCAGCUUGAAAGCCCGUCUUUGCCCUUAGCCAAACGGUCCAGCUCAAUGUCAUUAGUAUCAGAAUACAGUACUCAAGACGAGGAUCAUCAAAACCUGAUCAGGGGUGAUAUUGGUAGCAAGCAAAAAGUUACAGAUUGGAGAGAUCUGGAUAAGUUUGUGGCUUCUCAGCUCAGCCAUGAUCCGGAAGUAAGAUACGAACAUCAUCAAGGGGAUGCGGUGACGUCAUCAUCGGCUGGAUUGUUCGAAGGACUUGAUGAUAGUUCAGAUUUGGGAUAUUUGCUAUUGGGUGGAAGGGAAGAAGGGUCUUCCAAGUUGAUGAAUGGGUUCUUGAGUUCGGGCUCUGAUUGCGAUAUUGGAAUUUGUGUAUUUGAUAAAUAAAAAGAGUAUGGUUUUUUAUAUUCAAAUUAAUCAGGGAGUAGUACGUAUUCUUAAUCCAUAUGAAUGUUUUUACUUACUACGUAUAGUUAAUGUCCCAGUUCUGAUAUGGUGAUAUGUGUUCUUGGAAGAACAGAUACUGAGAUCAGAACAAAUAUUGUUAUCUUGUAAACAAAAAAAAAAA
This is a messenger RNA of Oldenlandia corymbosa var. corymbosa, 2888 nucleotides long. The record is from the annotation of a GenBank genome assembly. NCBI's taxonomy places the organism in Eukaryota, Viridiplantae, Streptophyta, Magnoliopsida, Gentianales, Rubiaceae.